This is a messenger RNA of Penicillium manginii, 1233 nucleotides long. RefSeq names its product EVE domain-containing protein. The transcript has 5 exons. Lineage: Eukaryota; Fungi; Ascomycota; Eurotiomycetes; Eurotiales; Aspergillaceae. Gene Ontology annotation, cellular component: nucleus. Gene Ontology annotation, molecular function: DNA binding. Gene Ontology annotation, biological process: regulation of DNA-templated transcription. The annotation marks the transcript as partial. The record is from RefSeq and is a predicted model, not a curated record.
AUGCCGUUCAAACGCAAGUCCGAAGCUGCCUCAACAACACCCGUGAAAAAGCGCGGUCGUCCUUCGCUCGCAGCGACUGCCAAGUCUGCUCAGGCUACUCCUAAAGCUGCUUCCCCUCAGACCGGUGAGAAGAGGAAGCGCGGUCGCCCAAGCAAGAGCACUGAGGAGGUUACAGUGACACCCAAGGCCAAGUCCAAGGCCAAAGUCACCCCGAAGGCCACCCCGCAGGCCACCCCAAGUGAUGGUGCCAAGCGCGGUCGCGGUCGUCCAAAGAAGAUUCUCACUGCGGCACAGACUGCGGCUGCAGAAAAGGCCGCAGCUAACGCGCCCCCUAAGAAAGGUCGUGGUAGACCUCGCAAGGAGCCUGGUACCGAGACAACCCCCGCCACAGAGAAGAAGAAGAAUGGUCGUGGCCGCCCGCGCAAGAGCCUCCCAGCAAUUGUUGAUGAGCCCAGUAUCUUCGAUGCGAAGGCUGAUGCGGACGAAGAGCCCCUGGCCGAUGUGCCCAAGGACAGCACUGGUCGUUCAUACUGGUUGAUGAAGGCGGAGCCCGAGUCGCGAAUGGAGAAAGGUGUCGACGUGAAAUUUUCUAUUGAUGAUCUGGCUGCGGCUGAUACGCCAGAGCCCUGGGAUGGCGAGUUUGUGUUCGAAACCCCGUUGGUAAGGCCCGAAAUCAAGACAACCACAGCGGCACGAGCCAAUGAGUCGCAUGCUGAUGAUUUUAUAGCCCGCAACCUGAUGCGCGACAUGAAGAAGGGAGAUUACGCGUUCUUCUACCACUCAAACUGCAAGACACCUGCUGUCGUCGGAGGGAUGGAAAUUGUGCAGGAGCACUCACCUGAUGAGGCCGCAUUCGACCCGAAGCACCCUUACUACGAUCCGAAGUCGGAGCGCGACGUACCCAAGUGGGUAGUGGUUCAUGUUGAGUUUCGUCGUAAGUUCAAGAACCAGGUUACGCUGCAUGAGCUCAAGGCGCAGGCGGAGACCGGCAAGCCUCUGGAGAAUCUUCAAAUGAUCAAGCAGUCACGACUGAGCGUCUCGUCGGUGACCCCGGCACAAUGGCGGUACAUUCUUAGGCUGGCAGGCGAGGACCCCAAUAUCGACAUGGUGGCUGAGGAGAGCCAGGAUAGCGAGAAGAAGAUUGAUGAAGCCGUGGACACUGAGAUGAAGGAUUCCGAGGACAUUGACGCCGGUGAUAAGGACGCCGAGGCGGACCAGGACAGUGAGCUUGAG